UGAAACCAGGAUUUCAUACAUGCUAUGAAAGUGCUCUGGCACUUGAGCUACGUCCCCUGCCAGGGCCUUUUUGAGUGUGUGGGGUGUCUUCCCACAUCUCUCUUUAGGGGAGAAAAAUGUGGCUGCCUGUAACAUCUUUCCCUGUCUCUUCUUGCCCUCAAAGACCCCUGAUGUUAAUCCCCUCAUUGCAGAGCAGUGCUGGCCUGCUGGGCUCUCUGAGGAGGUGUGGUCUGAGGGCCAGGCUCCAGGGACAGAUGGCAUCAGCUCUUGCCCUGCUCUGCCUCCUCUCCUUCCAGAUACCUCAUCACCCAUUGUCAGGGCAGGGAGGUGCCCUGGCCUGAAGUGGGGGACAUCCGGCUGUUUGACCUUAAAACCAUGUCUGAGCCCUAAGUCAAAGGAUCUCAAGCCUUGUCUGUAAAGUAGGGGACCUGGCCCUCCCAGUGCUGAUAUUCCUAGACCCGUGAGGGACCUGCAUCCUGGUGGAGGGGCCAGGCAGGCGCUGGGUGAGUUGGGGUCCUGGGCCUUUGGGCCCUGAUGGAGGAGGGGCCGCUUUCCUCCAGACUUUCAGCUGCAACCAACAGGGAACUCAUUCCUAGCCAUCCACCCUCUUUAUUGGGAGAGAAAGCCCAGGGGGCCCAGGAAGGGGCAGGGAUGCGUACAGGGUCCCUCCGGGAUCUGAGGCGGGACUGAUGGGGUAGGCUGGGUGGGACAGGACAGGCCUUAGCUGCUUCUAGCUGUUGUAGAUGUGUUGCCCUCCUGUGCUGCUGUGUAGUUUCUUUCUCCUGCGGAUAGGGAAAGGGGCAAAUCACAUCAAGGGAGUCACACCAGCCUUGCCAACAUUCCACUAACUCCUGAGACCCAGCGAGACCAGGAGCGGAGGAUUCGAAGGGAGAUCGCCAACAGCAACGAGCGGAGGCGUAUGCAGAGCAUCAACGCAGGCUUUCAGUCUCUCAAGACCCUCAUUCCUCACACGGAUGGGGAGAAACUCAGCAAGGCAGCCAUUCUCCAGCAGACAGCUGAAUACAUCUUCUCCUUGGAGCAGGAGAAGACCAGGCUUCUGCAGCAGAACACACAGCUCAAGCGUUUCAUCCAGGAGCUGAGCGGUUCAUCCCCCAAGCGGCGGCGGGCAGAGGACAAGGACGAGGGCAUUGGCUCGCCUGAUAUCUGGGAGGACGAGAAAGCCGAGGACCUGCGGCGGGAGAUGAUCGAGCUGCGGCAGCAGCUGGACAAGGAGCGCUCCGUGCGCAUGAUGCUGGAGGAGCAGGUGCGCUCGCUUGAGGCCCAUAUGUACCCGGAAAAGCUCAAGGUGAUCGCACAGCAGGUGCAGCUGCAGCAGCAGCAGGAGCAGGUGCGGCUGCUGCACCAGGAGAAGCUGGAGCGGGAACAGCAGCACCUGCGGACCCAGCUCCUGCCCCCUCCGGCCCCUACCCACCACCCCACGGUGAUUGUGCCUGCACCAGCCCCUCCUCCCUCGCACCACAUCAACGUCGUCACCAUGGGUCCCUCCUCUGUCAUCAACUCCGUUUCCACAUCCCGGCAAAAUCUGGACACCAUUGUGCAGGCGAUCCAGCACAUCGAGGGCACCCAGGACAAGCAGGAGAUGGAGGAGGAGCAGCGGCGAGCUGUCAUCGUGAAGCCGGUCCGCAGCUGCCCGGAGGUCCACACCUCUGACACCGCCUCAGACUCUGAGGCCUCAGACAGCGAUGCCAUGGACCAGAGCCGGGAGGAGCCGUUGGGGGAUGGGGAGCUUCCCUGACCACCCCCCCAGCCCUCCUCUCCCUUCUGGGGGCUGGAGGGGGCCGGGGCAGCAACAGGGAGAAAUGUGGGUGAAUGAGUGAGAAAUUUUUACAAAAUUACGAUGUCAUUUGGGUCUCUUUUAUGACCUCUUUUUCAAUACUGUAAAUCGACCUUUGAACGAAGCCACUCAAGCCAAGGUUCCGGAGCUGGGGUGGUGCAGAGCGCGUGGGAGCACCGGGACCCCAGGGCUGGGCCUCGGCCCUGGGGGCUGGAGAAGCUGACACUGAGGUGCCUGGCCUCUCUCUGCCAAAAAGCAUUUUUUUCAUUUUUUUAAGAACAGGGAAAAUCAAACAAAACCCCAAGGCAUUUCCUCCCUCCCCAGAGCCAGCUCUGCGACUCAGCCCUUAAUCCCGCUUCCCUCCUCUGUUUGGUUUUCUUCUUUCUCCUUUAAGCACUUACAUGGGUUGGGGGUCAGGCUGGGUUGGGGCUUUCUGGGGGCCCGGGGGUCUUUGUUGCUUCUCGGUUGGGGUUUGCUGCUGCCCUUCUUCCCUCCCCCUCCCCAUCUCAGCACCGGGACCCACCACUCUCCACCUCCCCACCGUUCCCUCCAGGGUUCCCAUCUUUGACCCCAAAAAAUGUCUUUGUCUCUCUCUUUUUGUUUGUUGUUGGUUUUAUUUUGUUUUUGGUUUCUGUAUUUUUUUUUUAAAACAAUUUUGGUCUUUGUGUCCAAGGAGAAGCUAUUAUAUUUUGUUAAGAAA
Molecule: messenger RNA, 2495 nt
Organism: Castor canadensis (American beaver)
Lineage: Eukaryota; Metazoa; Chordata; Mammalia; Rodentia; Castoridae
Source: RefSeq, a predicted model, not a curated record